ACGUCAUCUUUCGGCGCCCAUUUAGCGGGACCGUCGCGGCGUUUGAAACAUCAACAUCUGUAGCUCCACAAAAUUCCAUUUUAUACCUUAUUUCUCGGUUUUAGAGCGGAUUGAAAUGAUCGAUAUGAUCGAGAAAGAGGACCCGGUCAUCAGCGAGGAGGAAGCGGCGCAGUAUGACCGUCAAAUCCGCCUGUGGGGACUGGAUGCACAGAAGAGGUUGCGAGGGUCCCGUGUGCUCCUGGCUGGUGUUGGUGGUCUCGGGGCUGAAGUGGCCAAGAACUUGAUCCUGGCUGGAGUUAAAGGACUCACUUUGCUGGAUCAUGAACAGGUGUCGGAGGACUCGUGUCGAGCUCAGUUCCUGGUUCCGGUGACGGCUCAGGGUCAGAAUCGGGCCCAGGCCUCUCUGGAGCGAGCGCAGAACCUCAACCCAAUGGUGGAGGUUCACGCUGACCCAGGCAGGAUCGAGGACAAACCAGACGACUUCUUUCUGCAGUUUGAUGCGGUUUGUCUGACAGGCUGCUCCAGAGACCUGAUGGUUCGGGUCGACCAGCUCUGCUCCAAACACAGCAUCAAGGUCUUCUGCGGAGACGUCCACGGUUACUACGGUUACAUGUUCUGCAACCUCGGACCGGAGCACAACUAUGUGGAGGAGAAGCCUAAAGCAGUGAAGCCGACCGCUGAUUCCAACGACGGUCCAGAAGCCAAGAAAGCUAAAAUGGACCCCAACGAGACCACCAUGGUGAAGAAGACGGCCAGUUUCUGCACGCUGAAGGAGGCUCUGGAGGUGGACUGGACCAGUGAGAAGGCCAAAGCCGGUCUGAAGAGAACACCAGUGGACUAUUUCCUUCUUCACGUUCUGUUGAAGUUUCGUACGGACAAAGGCCGUGACCCCGACCCACAGUCCUUUCCAGAAGACAGUCAGCUCUUGAGACAGAUCCGUGAUGACGUCCUCGAGACCUUGGCCCUGAGUGCCGACCUCCUCAAUGACGACUUCAUCAGCUACUGUUUCUCCGAGAUGUCUCCAGUGUGCGCCGUAGUCGGAGGAGUUCUUGGACAGGAAGUUGUCAAGGCUCUCUCCCAGAGAGACCCUCCUCACCGCAACUUCUUCUUCUUCGACGCUCGUAAAGGCAACGGCGUGGUCGACUACUUUGGACCAAACUGAGUCCGUCGUGCUUCACACACAAAUGCGAGCCUUUCUGUUUGUUCUGUCUUGUUAUUUAUGUCGGCAUUUUCUCCACAAGUCAAAGAAAUAAACUGUUGAUGCAUUUUUUUUCUGUUUUUAAAUCACAUGAUCGCAAUUUCCCUGAAAACACAAGUACAGUGAGAUGUGGUUUUUUUAUCAUUUGCUAAUAAAACAUUGUUUAAUUACAAAAAAGA
Messenger RNA from Acanthochromis polyacanthus (spiny chromis), 1377 nucleotides. It is a transcript of the gene sae1, whose product is annotated as SUMO1 activating enzyme subunit 1. The transcript has 9 exons. Gene Ontology annotation, biological process: protein sumoylation. Bases 116 to 1162 code for a protein of 348 amino acids. The record is from RefSeq and is a predicted model, not a curated record. NCBI's taxonomy places the organism in Eukaryota, Metazoa, Chordata, Actinopteri, Pomacentridae. Gene Ontology annotation, molecular function: SUMO activating enzyme activity. Gene Ontology annotation, cellular component: SUMO activating enzyme complex; cytoplasm.